GCUGUAAAAGCAGGGGCAGUUCAUGAAUAUUAACUCAUUACUUUUAAAGGGGCCCUCCUCGUAGAUUCCCAGGCUACUGUCAUGGAGGAUAAUUCCAGGGUGCAGAGCAAUGCCAUGCCUCAGCUCAGCCAAGAAAAACUCAAGAAAAUAAUGAACAUGGUGAAAAAUAAAGAAUUGAGCAUCCAAGGAGCCUUGGAGUUGGCAGAAAAAGAGAAAGGCCCUGAAGAGGAAGGGGUGGAAUUGAAUGACCCAUUGGCUUCCCAGGACUUCUUGACUGCUACACAGUUCAACUUCAUCAUCCGUAAAUACAAAAGAUACAGAUGGCAAAAACGGAUUUUACAGAUUGAUUUAAACACCAAAACCAUUUUUAACAUUGAGAAUGGUAUCAUCAGAAAACAGUUCCCAUUUUCCCAAAUCAAGUACUGGGAAAGUGGAGAGGGGACCCGGUUUAACAUUGCAUUUCAUGGGCGCCGGGAUUAUGAACUAGAGGCAACUUCCCUAGAAGACAAAAGGAAACUGAUGCACCUUCUGGAUAAGAUCCUGUGUAAAUCUGUGGAAUCCCCUUCGGGACAGAUUGACCAGCAGGAUGGAGCUGUACAUGACGGCUUGCUGGAAUUGGAGCAGAAUAGUCUGGAAGCUGCUAAAUGGGUCAAGUGCUUGGUACAGCUCCAUAAAAGACAUCUGACCCUGUAUCCUCUUGGCUUCAACGAAGAGAAUGAGAAAACUAAUCUGGAGGCAAACCAAGUACAAUUGUCGGAUGUGAGAGUCCAUAAAGAAAAUGAACAUGAUGAAUUUUCAGUCCAGACUAAAAAAAACAAUUAUUUAUUCCGAAUUCCUGCUACAGCCCUGAUUAGACAAAUGAAGGAUGUCACUGAGAUGAGGGACAAAUGGGUCACCCUCAUCAGCCAAUACUGCGCACCCUUUCUGACUUAUCCAGACCAUCAGGCUGAAUUUCAAGAUGGAAGUUCAUGUGCAGAGAUUAGCCUAACCUCCAAACGUGAGAUCAGUAAAGAUGGUCCUGACAUACUUCCAGGAGGAAAGGAAAAAGAAUCAUUGUCUUUGCUGGCUACAGGUUCUUCCACAACUUCACUGAGUAUGGUUCCAACCUCCAGUUGUAUGUCAGGAUCCCAAAGGAGAAUUUCAAUGGGACAGGGCACUGCAGGUGUACCCCAACCUUGCAUCCCCUUAGUUCAGGGAGGCCCACUGCUCUCUGCCAGCCUUCCAGCUGUUAACCCCAUUCCAGCCACUGAAAGAACAAAAGCCUUUCACUGGGAUAUUGUUCCUCAUGACAAGAUUCUAAAAUCCAUCUGGUCAACAUGUGACCUCCAGAAGAGAAAAAUUGAUGUGACAAGACUCUACGACCAGUUCCGAGCUCUGAAUACCCCUGUGAUGUUGAACAAUGAUUUCUUAGGGAACCAACACCUUCUUUUAGACUACAAAGUUGCCCACAACUUUAGUAUCUUUCUCAGACAUUUUCACCUAAAACCCAAGGAACUACAAGGAAGACUGUAUAUCCUUCAGGAAGAGGCUGGCGGGCUUGCCUGUGAGCAUAUUACAACACUCAGAAAAUAUGUGCCAACAAUUAAAGACAUUGAAAUGUACCAUUCUUAUCAGGGAUCCCCUUCAGAGCUACACCUUGUUGACCAGUUUAUGUUAGAGUUGUCCCUGCUUCGAGGCAAGGAGAGGAAGUUUACCUUGGUUCAUGCCCUUGUGGAACAGAUCCUUUUACACCAGCCCCAUUUGGCCAAAUUUCCUCAGGAACUGACAGAAUUUGAAGCUGCUCCUGGAGCAUCUAUCAAAGGCCUCAAGGUUGAAGUGGAUGUUUUAAGGAAAGAAUUAGAAAAAAUUAUUCAGUACAAGAAGAUUCUCAAACCUAAGAGUCUCCGACCUUCAGAGCAGGAGAACCAGUUUCACCAGGAUCUUAAGGAUCUAAUUCAGAAGUAUAAAGAGGACCUUUGUCAGCUGUCAAAAAGAUGUGAUGAAAUGAAGAAACUCUAUGGUGACAUUCUGGAACAAUUUGGGGAACGGCCAGACCAGGACUCCCAAGAACUCUUUGGAUGGAUAUCUGCCUUUGUUAGAGAUUUUAGAAAAGCCCAAGCAGAUCUGAAUCUUCAGGUGCUGAAGUAGCCAUCAUAGCAACUCCUCCUUCUCAUCAGUUAUGGGCCUGUGAUCAUGAAAUGCUUCAUUGAUGCUUUUGGUUUAUCUGUGCUGUUUAUGAA
Molecule: messenger RNA, 2219 nt
Organism: Vombatus ursinus (common wombat)
Lineage: Eukaryota; Metazoa; Chordata; Mammalia; Diprotodontia; Vombatidae
Exons: 15
Coding region: 82-2127 (681 amino acids)
Source: RefSeq, a predicted model, not a curated record